CAGGCGGCAACCACCAUGGCCACGCCCCUUGCGCGUGACGUCACCGAGCAGGCUUGGCUCCAGUGUCCGCUUUGGGACGCACUCAGCGCGGGGAAAAUGCUGCUCUCCGUACCGCCAAGGACAGCUAUCAACCCGUACAGCGGCUCCUAUAACAGCAGGAACACCAAAAAGCAGUCCUAUGUAUCCUCCGGUCCCCAGAUGGCGCCGCCGAGUCCCAACACUAAUAGCAGCAGUGCGAGCAGCGCAGGAGGUGGGGAACAACUGAGCAAAACCAACCUGUACAUCCGCGGCCUUCACCCCGGGACAACCGACCAGGACCUGGUUAAACUCUGUCAACCGUACGGGAAGAUCGUAUCCACCAAAGCCAUCCUGGACAAAACGACCAACAAGUGCAAAGGCUAUGGCUUUGUUGACUUUGACAGUCCUGCAGCGGCUCAGAAAGCUGUAACAGCUCUAAAGUCCACCGGCAUCCAAGCACAGAUGGCCAAACAACAGGAGCAGGACCCGACUAACCUGUACAUCUCCAACCUGCCCGUGUCGAUGGAUGAGCAGGAGCUGGAGUCCAUGCUGAAAUCUUUCGGUCAGGUGAUUUCCACACGGAUCCUCCGAGACGCCAACGGGACCAGCAGAGGAGUCGGAUUCGCCAGGAUGGAAUCCACAGAGAAAUGUGAAGCCAUUAUUCAACAUUUUAAUGGAAAAUAUAUUAAAACUCCACCAGGAGUGCCAGUGCCGACUGAGCCGUUGUUAUGUAAGUUUGCUGACGGAGGACAGAAGAAGAGACAGAAUCAGGGGAAAUACCUGCAGAAUGGCCGGCCCUGGGUCAGAGACACUGACACGGGAGGAAUGACGCUAACGUAUGACCCGACAGCCUUACAGAACGGGUUUUAUUCGUCUCCGUACAGCAUCGCCCCGAACAGAAUGAUCGCCCCGACGUCUCUGUCUCCCUACAUGACUUCUCAAGUACCGUCAUACCAGCUGUCUGACGAUUCUGAAUCUUUCACAGCAGCUCAGUGGAUUCUAUAUACAGUUCACAGUCCAUCAUGGAUGCACCACCAGUCAUACCUCAUGCAGCCCACAGGGACAGUUUUAACCCCAGCUAUGGACCACACGAUGUCCAUCCAACCCACCUCUCUGAUGAGUCCUUUAACCCAGCAGCUCAGUCACCUCUCACUGGGAAGCGCUGGAACGUACAUGCCUGCGAAUACGACUAUGCAAGGGACCUACAUCCCCCAGUACACCCCCGUGCCUCCCUCCAGUAUCUCUGUAGAGGUGAGACAGGAGAACAGCGGAAACCAGCAACAAGUCCCCAUAGAACCUGCUACAGAUCACACCAACUACACGUACCAACACAGCAAGUGAAGCUGAGGAUGUGAGAUGCGAUGCGGCGGUGUGAUGUGGUGGCUUGUUGCCGUGGGUAACGGCGGUGUCUCUGUGAGGUGAUUAACUUUCUCGCUGAUGUGCAGAACCAGAGACACAGAUAAAAACACGGAUAAAAACGCGGAUAAAAACACGGAUAAAUACACGGAUGAACAAAGCAACAGGUCUUUUUAUUGUAGAGUAGAAAUUAAAAACGGACAUCAGUCGUCUUUCACUCUUGGAGAGUCGAUCAGCCAAAGGUGGGAGAUUUCAGAGAAGGAGCUUUCUUCUAUUUUGAUAACAAAAGAAAUAAAACGUAAAAACAAUAAUAACAAUAAUAAUAAUAAUAAUAAUAAUAAUAAUAAUUCCUAAAAGGUUAAAGAAAGACGCGUGUUAGCUUCAUGUGUUCGUAAGAGCACAUUCUUCUUUUUUACUAAAUCGUUUUUGAGAAGCUGAGAUAAAGAGAAAACGUUACACCACCACGUGUCUUUAUUAUUGUUUUUUCAUUUUUUUUGUAAAAUAUGCAAGUUUUUAUUUUCUAUUUGUGUUCUUUUGUUUUUCAGCAGCAGUUUGAGAUAUUUUUGUACUGAUACAUGAACAAUGCAUUAUAUUUUAUUUGUUGUUUUAAAAUUUAAAUUUAUAUUUUUUGCUACAAGUGAACCGUUUAAAGUCACUUCUUCUUUGUAAAAAAAAGUAAAAAGUAAUAACGAUUAUAUAAUUUUAAUAUCUUCAUUUUAUUUAUUUUUUUUAGAACUGCAACAGACAAUCAUUAUUGUGUUAUUUAUUCGUGACACGACGGCGUGGCAUUUCCAGAAAUAGAUUUUUUAAAGUUUUUUAUUUUUUUAUUUGGCUUUAUUCCUUUAUUCCUCAAUAUUAAAGAAAAAAAAAACAAAAAAGAAAGAAUUUUUUAAAAAGUUUUACUGACUGAAGAAGUGACUUUAAGUGGUUUUAUGACAAUAAAAAAGCCCAAAUUCCUGAGAAAAGUUUAAAUGUCCUUCACAUCACCUUCAUAGUAUUACAACAAGCCGCGUCACAUCCAUGUGAAACACCGUGACGUUAAAAUGCUUAGGGUAAAAAAAAACAUUAAAAAAACAGCCUCCUCCGGUGAUUUUGAAAUUAUUUGUGUGCAUUAGAGAAAUCUUUUAGAAUUUUUUUUAAGUCUAAAGUUUUGUUGGUGCUGGGUUAAUUCUUGAAUUAAUGAAAUCACAGGAAAAGGAGAUUAAAAUCUCCUUGAAAGGAUGAGAUUUUUUUUUUUUGCUGCUCUUUUGUUUUUGCAUUUUGUGUUUUGUAUUGAUUUUUCUCUCAUGUGCAUGUUUCUUUUGUUUCUCUGUAAUGUCCAAUUUCAAAAUAAUUCUAAUAGAGAAUAGAAAUUACGUAGCUGUAGGGAAGGAUUUUUGAGGGCAGUGUUUGUUUUUUCUGUUUUUGUUUUUGUCACCAAAAUUUCCUUUCACUUUUCCUCACACAUAAAAAAAUUCCCUUAAAAAUUUUAAUUCGAUGACGAUCAACGACCUUCAUCAUGACGUCUGAAAACAAAAUAAGGGCUUAUUUUAUUUAUAUAUAUAUAUAUAUAUAUAUAUAUAUAUAUAUAUAUAUAUAUAAACUAGGACCGCAGUACGAUAUACAGAAAUUCUUUAAAGUUUAUGAAUGUAAAUAUCAACGAGCUUCUUUAAAAAUAUAUCAACAAAUAAAUAAAUGAGCGCUAAUUUAAAGUUCUGUAAAUUUGCCAAAUCUCAACGUUAACAUCGGUAUAAUGUUAAUUAAAACUUUAAAAUUUUUAUUUAUAAUUGGUUGAGAAUGAAGUUCAGGGCAGAACGAAGUCUGUAGUGUUAUAAUACUGUUGCGUGGCGCUAAUCCUGAAAUAUUUGAGCUUUUUUUAAAAAAUAAUGAGCUAAUUUUUUAUCAUACUGUACACAUUUUAUUUAUAAUUUUAGCUACCAAAGAUAACAAAGCCAACAAAGCCAUCUGCUAAUAAGUUUUAGUCGUCAAUUUUUUUUCUAUUGAACAACGGGAAAUAGAUGAGUAAUUACGGCCGCGUUCCGAAUGCUAGCAUACGAUAAAAUCAAUUUUAGAUUUUUUCUCUAAACUGAGUAACGGAAGUUUGUGGUGUGAGACUGUGUUCCUGGACUGAGUGCGCUAUUGCAGCUAAUUAAUAGCCAGCUAAUAAGCUAAUUAGAGGUUAGCGUGUAAGAUUAGCGCUCUGUAUAAGUCAGCACGCUCGGAUGCUAGCUAAUUUAUACUUCAUUUUAUUACACACUCGUCUCAACGUUAUGUUUGUAGCCGCUGCUAUUUCUCUCUGUUAAAACACACUCAGUGCAUUAUGGGUAAUAAAUACGAUUCUUCAGCCACUGGGAAUAAAAAAAUUUAGGACAAUGUGGAUAUUGAGAGCUAAUUAAAUUUGUUUAAUACGUUUCAUUAUUUUAUUCAUUAUUUCAUUAAAGCUAAAGGUUA
Messenger RNA from Ictalurus furcatus (blue catfish), 3804 nucleotides. RefSeq names its product RNA binding motif, single stranded interacting protein 2a (gene rbms2a). The transcript has 15 exons. The record is from RefSeq and is a predicted model, not a curated record. The coding region runs from base 16 to 1359 and encodes 447 amino acids. Gene Ontology annotation, cellular component: cytosol. Gene Ontology annotation, molecular function: mRNA binding. Lineage: Eukaryota; Metazoa; Chordata; Actinopteri; Siluriformes; Ictaluridae.